CAGACGCUGUCGCUGAGGAGCCGUCUGUGCCGCUUAGCCAUGGUUAACCCAACCGUGUUCUUCGACAUCGCCGUGGACGGCGAGCCUUUGGGCCGCGUCUCCUUCGAGCUGUUUGCAGACAAAGUUCCAAAGACAGCAGAAAACUUUCGUGCUCUGAGCACUGGUGAGAAAGGAUUUGGUUAUAAAGGUUCCUGCUUUCACAGAAUUAUUCCAGGAUUUAUGUGCCAGGGUGGUGACUUCACACGCCAUAACGGCACUGGUGGCAAGUCCAUCUACGGGGAGAAAUUUGAUGAUGAGAAUUUCAUCCUGAAGCAUACAGGUCCUGGCAUCUUGUCCAUGGCAAAUGCUGGACCCAACACAAAUGGUUCCCAGUUUUUCAUCUGCACUGCCAAAACAGAGUGGUUGGAUGGCAAGCAUGUGGUCUUUGGCAAGGUGAAAGAGGGCAUGAAUAUCGUGGAAGCCAUGGAGCGCUUUGGGUCCAGGAAUGGCAAGACCAGCAAGAAGAUCACCAUUGCUGACUGUGGACAAAUCUAAUAAAUUUAACUUGUGUUUUAUCUUAACUACCAGACCAUUCCUUCUGUAGCUCAGGAGAGCACCCCUUUACCCCCAUCUGCUUGAAAUAUCCUAUAAUCUUGGUGCUCUUGCUACAGUUCUUUGGGUUCCAUAUUUUCCUUUUCCCCCUUCAAGUCUAGCUGGCUUGCAGAGUUAAGUUUAUGAUUAUGAAAUAAAAACUAAACAACA
This is a messenger RNA of Diceros bicornis minor, 741 nucleotides long. RefSeq names its product peptidylprolyl isomerase A (gene PPIA). The transcript is spliced from 5 exons. Bases 40 to 534 code for a protein of 164 amino acids. The record is from RefSeq and is a predicted model, not a curated record. Gene Ontology annotation, biological process: protein folding; protein peptidyl-prolyl isomerization. Gene Ontology annotation, molecular function: peptidyl-prolyl cis-trans isomerase activity. NCBI's taxonomy places the organism in Eukaryota, Metazoa, Chordata, Mammalia, Perissodactyla, Rhinocerotidae.